Molecule: messenger RNA, 1662 nt
Organism: Misgurnus anguillicaudatus (oriental weatherfish)
Lineage: Eukaryota; Metazoa; Chordata; Actinopteri; Cypriniformes; Cobitidae
Gene: hsdl1
Product: hydroxysteroid dehydrogenase like 1
Cellular component (GO): mitochondrion
Source: RefSeq, a predicted model, not a curated record
CAAUCUGCGCAGCUAAGAUGAAGCACAAUCUUUUCCGGGUUGUGUUUUACACUCAUGACGUGAGAGAAGAGACACAAUUGUACUUAUAUUCAGCUUGCUUAUGUUAAGAAACAUAGCUAGGGUAAAGCUUGUAAAGUAAAGUGUUUACUUUCUAUUCAUUUAGAGUAAAGAUUUGCACAGAUUUCGUGAUACGAUGGCGGCUGUCGACAGCUUCCAUCUUUUGUAUAGAGAAAUAGCCAGAUCGUGUAAUUGUUACAUGGAAACAUUGGCACUGGUGGGCGCGUGUUACACAGCUAGUAAGGCAGUGAUAUUACUAAGGGACUGUUAUAGCCUGAUAAGGCUUCAUUUUAUUCCUCGUCUUGUUUACCGUAGGGAUCUCAGUCAGCAAUAUGGAGAAUGGGCUGUCAUUUGUGGUGCUUCAGAGGCAAUAGCAAAAGCAUAUGCAGAAGAACUGGCUAGGCAUGGCAUCUGUGUGAUUUUGAUUAGCAGUGAUGUCAGAAAUUUGUCUGACACUGCCAGGUCCAUCACAGACACUUAUGGGGUUGAGACCAUUUCGAUAAAGGCUGAUUUUAGUCGGGGACCUUCUGCCUGCAAACCUUUAAGUGAUGCCAUGUGUGGUAAAAAUAUUGGAUUCAUCGUUAACAGUCUGGAUGGGUCUGUGGAUCUCUCCAGAGACUUUCUGGACCUGUCUGAAGCUGAAAUCUGGGACACACUUAAUAAAAAUAUAGUGGCUGCUACUGUUGUCACCCGUCUGGCUCUGCCCAGCAUGGUAGAGAGGGGAAAAGGAGCAGUGGUUAAUAUUUCCACCGGAGGCUGCUUGCGUCCCAUUCCUGGAAAGGGCAUCCUUUCUGCAUCCACGGCGUUUCUCGAUAACUUCAGCAGGGCUCUGCACUAUGAAUAUGGGCAUCGGGGAAUUUUUGUGCAGAGUUUACUGCCAUUCAGUGUUGCAUCUCAAAGACCUGAGGACCACGAUGCUACUGGCUGGCUCAUUCCAAGUCCGCAAGUGUAUGCAAGACAUGCCCUUUUAACCCUGGGCAUCUCUCACAGAACCACAGGAUACUGGCCUCACACCAUCCAGUUUCGACUGGUGCAGUGCUUGCCAGAGUGGAUAUGGUUGCUGGGAACACGUGUCUUAACAAGAGGCACCUAAAAAUGCCACUACCUGUUGAUGUAACAGACCUCCUGGUUCUUAAAAUGUAUAAUUUGAUAUUUGCGAGUUCACUUGAUACACGGUGAUUGAAGUAUGUUGAAAUUGAAAAUGUCUGAGUUUAACACCUCAGAUUUGUUUGCACAAUACGUUUUGAAUGUGGUGUGAGUGAUAAUGACUGGAUCGUGAUUUGACAGUUGUGUUGUUUUUGCUCUUUUGGUCCACUUUGGCAAAGACCAUAUAUUUAAAAGAAAUCUCUUUUGUAAAUAUGCACUACAGUAGUAUUUAUUUCAGCAGGGUUUACUGAGGCUAUACUCAGCAGUGAUUUUUUUUUCUCCAUUGUAGCAUUGUGUUGCCAGAUGUAGUUUGGUUAUAGCAUCGUAUAUUUUACCACUGUAUCAAUAAAAAUGGCAUCUGUGGCAAUGAAGAGCCUCAAAGUUUACUACAGUAUAAAAUUCAAGAGAAACUUUUAUUUUUAAAGGUGUGUUAUGUAAUAAAAUGGCAUUGCUUUUAAA